This is a messenger RNA of Eremothecium gossypii ATCC 10895, 723 nucleotides long. RefSeq names its product Rec107p (gene REC107). Bases 1 to 723 code for a protein of 240 amino acids. NCBI's taxonomy places the organism in Eukaryota, Fungi, Ascomycota, Saccharomycetes, Saccharomycetales, Saccharomycetaceae. Gene Ontology annotation, cellular component: condensed nuclear chromosome. The record is from RefSeq and is marked provisional. The transcript has 2 exons. Gene Ontology annotation, biological process: reciprocal meiotic recombination.
AUGGAGGCCAGCGAGAACGCGGGAUCGUGCGAGCGGCCCACCAGCGCCACGGAGCCCGGCAGUUCGCCCGGGCGGCAGCUGGACGAGACGGACAGGCAGAUCCUCGAGUGGGCGGGCAAGCUGGAGCUGGAGUCCGUGGACCUGCGCGAGAAGGCGGACGCGCUGCUGGGGCUGCUGCAGCAGCGCUGCAGCGAGGUCGCGGCGAGCCAGCAGGGUCUGGAGACGUGGAAGCAAACGGUGGGCGCGGAGCUGAGCGCGUUCAAGGCAGACGUGGUGCAGGCGCUCGAGGAGCAGCGCAAGGCCGUGGCCGGCGAGGUGCGGCGCGCGGCCGGCGCGCGCCGCACGCCCCCGCCCGACAUGGAGCGCUUCGCGGGGCGCAUCAUCAAGAGCUUCGAGACGCGGCAGCAGCGCUGGUUCAAGGAGUUCCAGGCAACGCAGGACGUGCUGUACAACGUCACCGUGCAGCUGGACCGCGCGACCGACGUGCUGGGCAGCGUGUCGCGCGACCUGCAGGCGCUGAGCGCGCGCCAGGCGCAGACGGAGGCCUUCCUGGCGCGCCACGUGCACGAGCUCGGCGGCAGCGUGCUGCCGUCGACGCCGCCGCCCAGCAUGGCGCCGCGCCAGCGCGCGUCGCCGCCGGGCCCCGCCGCGCGCACGCGCGACAAGGCGCACCAGACGCGCUAUCUCAUCCCCUGGGAGGACAUCUCGGACCAGGAACUAUAG